UGCACGCGGGUUAGGCUUAGGCAUCGCCAUCGGCCAUUGCCACCCCCCAAAGGGCCAAGGCGUUGCCCGCGCCGUGCCCCCCUUCCUAAUGCGCUCACCUGAUUCACUUCAUCUGCUAUUCCUCCUCACCAAUUCUCCAACCCAACCCAAUCCCCGCAAUCUUGCAUCGUGUUUGGCUCCAAAUCCACCUCCUUCGAUCCGGAAAUCCCCUGCCCCCUUUGAUUUUGCACCGAUCGUGCGGUUAGAUUCAGUUCGUGUUCAUUUUCAGUUGCACGCUAAAUUUCUAGAAUUCCCCUUCAUUCUGGGUUGAUUUCCUGACGCUGUUUCUCCCUUUUGUGAAUUUGAACUGGACCUUUUGAAAUUCAUGAGCAGCCUCGACCUCAAGAUCCGGCUUAGAUUUUAACCUUCCAUAUUCACGUCGAAUCCUAGUUGUCAAUUUGAGAAGCUUCGAGCGCGAGCCGUAGAAAGUGAAUCGAAUGAAUCAGGUUUCUAGUUGAUGCUACCCGGCGAUGGAUCGCCGCAUCCUCAGGAGCGCGUCGUGUAACAACAGCGGUAAGAACUCGACCAUUUCCUCUCCGGCAGGGGUUUCACGGUCAGCAUCGGUUGUGGGCACCGGCUCCAAGGACGAAGCCAUUGCCGGCGAGCACAAGGUGCUUCUGCCACGGCAGCGGCCACCCGGCGGCAUGGCGCGGAAGGGCCGUAAGGCAUCAAACCGGCGUGUGCAGUGGAAGGAUAGACAUGGCAAGAAGCUCACCGAAGUCUUGGAGUUCCAACCUAGUGACUCAAGCGACUCUGAUGACGAAUAUAUGGAUACUUGCAUAUGCUCAAUCAUGUAA
This is a messenger RNA of Panicum virgatum (switchgrass), 836 nucleotides long. RefSeq lists its product as uncharacterized. The record is from RefSeq and is a predicted model, not a curated record. Bases 510 to 836 code for a protein of 108 amino acids. The transcript is spliced from 2 exons. Lineage: Eukaryota; Viridiplantae; Streptophyta; Magnoliopsida; Poales; Poaceae.